CUUCUCCACCGUGCAUCCUUUCCCCGACGGUCUCGUCCAUCCCCUCCCGUUUCUCCACUCUUCCUAACUCUCGUAGUUUGGUUUCCCCUCGGCCUCCACUCGCCUGAUGGCGAAGAGUGGAGACUGGAGUACACUAGGUCUACCCCGGAUAUCGCGCGCUGCAACGCUGCGAGAUAACGACCCAGAAGAGGAGAAGAUGCGUUGCUGUUAUCCCGGUUUUUUUUAAAAAAAAGCCCGCCCUUGCGUGGUGUAUUUGCAUCUCCUCGUGAGGGGAAGUUGCGGUGACGCUUAAUCGGAUAUCGAUCUGGCGGCUUUAAAUCGGGUGGCUCCCCUCCUUCUGAAUCCUUCAUUCCUGUCAACCUUUUUUGCCCUUUCUCCAGUCUGUGGCUUAUCUAGUGUCUUUUUCUUGUUCCACUAGUUGUUUGCCCGCCAUGGCCGACGAGAAAGCCGCGCCGCCGCCCACGGUGGAAGUAGAGAAACAUGUCGACCCCACCUUGGAGAAGCAUGCCCACGAUGCAGAUGAGGCCAUGCAGGCCAUUCAGGACCUGCAGGGCGAGGCGAUCGAGCUAGACGAGGCGACAAACAAGCGUCUCUUGAGGCGGAUCGACUGGCACAUGAUGCCAAUCAUGUGUGUCGUCUACGGCAUGAACUAUCUGGACAAAACCACACUCUCUUACGCUAGCGUCAUGGGGAUCAAGGAGGAUUUGUCACUGAAGCAUGACCAGUACCAGUGGCUGGCCAGUUUGUUCUACUUCGGCUAUCUGGCAUGGGAAUACCCGACCAGCCGUUUGCUGCAGAUGCUUCCGCUGGGGAAAUAUUCCGCUGCGUGUAUCAUUAUCUGGGGCGGCAUUCUCUGCUGUUUCGCUGGCGUCAAGAACUUCUCUGGCGGCGUUGCGAUUCGCUUCUUCCUCGGAGUCUUCGAAGCGUCUGUCACCCCAGGCUUCGCACUAUUAACCGCUCAGUGGUACACCAAAACCGAACACAGCAGCCGGGUCAACAUCUGGUUUAGCUUUAACGGCUGGGGCCAGAUCUUCGGUGGCCUCGUGGCGUACGGGAUCGCGGUCGGAACCCGCGUCCACGGCUCGGCCAUCGACCCCUGGAAGAUCGUCUUCCUUGUCACGGGCUUCCUGACCGUCGCGCUGGGACUGAUAUUCCUCUGGGUUGUCCCUGACAGCCAGCUGAACGCGCGGUGGCUCAAGAAGGAGGACCGGCUGCUGGCGAUCGCCCGCGUCCGAGUCAACCAGCAGGGUAUUGGGAAUAAGCAUUUCAAAAAGUACCAGAUUCUGGAGACUCUUAUGGAUCCGAUGACUUGGGCUUUUUUCUUCUUCUCCAUCAUCGCUAAUAUUCCUAAUGGUGGUAUCACGAACUUCUUUAAUCAACUGAUCACCAGCUUCGGUUACACAGAAGAGCAAAGCUUACUCUACGGCACUCCGGGCGGCGCAGUCGAGAUCGUCGCCCUGCUACUUAACGGAUACAUCGGGCAAUACACAAGCCAGCGCAUCCUGUGCAGCAUGGGCGGGCUGGUAACCUCCAUCGUCGGCAUGGUCCUCAUCGUGGCUCUGCCCCUAAACAACAACGUCGGCCGUCUCAUCGGCUACUACAUGACACAAGCUAGCCCGACACCAUUCGUCGCCCUGCUCGCGCUCAUCUCCUCCAACGUCGCGGGAUACACCAAGAAAACCACAGUGGCAGCUUUAUACCUGAUUGGAUACUGCGCGGGCAACAUCAUUGGCCCCCAAGCUUUCCGCCCCGAAGACGCCCCCCGCUACGUCCCCGCUGAAAUCACCAUCAUCGUCUGCUGGGGCGUCUGCCUGCUGAUCAUGACCUUCAUCUGGUGGUGGUACGACCGCGAGAACAAGAAGAAGGCGCUGAAGCGAGCUGCGCCGGACUAUGUCCGCAUGGAGAACCAGGAGUGGUUGGAUCUGACGGAUAGGGAGAACCAUGAGUUUGUGUAUUCUUUGUAGAUGUGACUGGUUGGACUUUUA
This is a messenger RNA of Aspergillus candidus, 1985 nucleotides long. Its product is annotated as allantoate permease family MFS transporter. Gene Ontology annotation, biological process: transmembrane transport; allantoate transport; tripeptide transport. NCBI's taxonomy places the organism in Eukaryota, Fungi, Ascomycota, Eurotiomycetes, Eurotiales, Aspergillaceae. The record is from RefSeq and is a predicted model, not a curated record. Gene Ontology annotation, cellular component: plasma membrane. The coding region runs from base 432 to 1964 and encodes 510 amino acids. The transcript has 7 exons. Gene Ontology annotation, molecular function: allantoate transmembrane transporter activity; dipeptide transmembrane transporter activity.